Bufo bufo (common toad) is the source of this 1947-nucleotide messenger RNA. RefSeq names its product PARP1 binding protein (gene PARPBP). The record is from RefSeq and is a predicted model, not a curated record. Gene Ontology annotation, cellular component: chromatin. Gene Ontology annotation, biological process: negative regulation of double-strand break repair via homologous recombination. Lineage: Eukaryota; Metazoa; Chordata; Amphibia; Anura; Bufonidae.
GACGCAGUAAGCAUUUAAAUCUGUGUUUUGAAUGAGGAGACGAGUCAGUGGCCGUUGCUGUGACAUUCACUACUGGUGCUGGCGGCUGAGUGAACCGAGGUCUCGUCAGUGUCCUUCAGUACACAGGUUAGAAUGGCGGCUCUUCAGGAGAACGUGCUGGAGUUGGUCAGAUGCUUCAGGCGGCAGUGGUCUCUUGUGUGUGACUGUGAGAGGACCACUGUAUGCGGCGCUGAUGACAUGCUGCUUAUGUUGCAGUUGGCCGUGGCUGAAGUCAAUAAGAAGAAUGGCAGUGGAUAUACAGCAUCUCUCAGUGACGUCCUGCUGACAUGGAAACACUUGCUAAAAGAUAAACUUGGUCUGAUUAGUGAUGGAAGUCCACCUCUGGAGAAUUAUGAUUCCAUCAGGACAACGUAUGACAAGCUUCUGAAAAACAGCAAUUCAUUGGAUGUUAUUGAUUUAUAUACAGCAUUCUCAAAAGCCGACUCUUCUACAGGAACCAACAUCGCUUCUGACCAGUUACAGGAGUUUCUCUUUGGGCAUCAAUCAGAAGGUGCAGACCACAGUUCUGUGUCUGUCUCGACGCCAUGUAGAAAUAACAUGGAUUUUUUUAAGAUGAAAGGAGUUGUCAAGAGAAUAUUUUGUUCCUAUUUAAGCCUUUUGGUAAAUUCUAAGAAUGAUAUUGCUCUAGCCCAAGUCAUUAACUCAGAGAGAGGGCUAGACAGAGAAGCUUUCACAGACCAACAUGCAUCUAAGGAUAAGCAGAUGUCCCUGUUUUUGGUAGCUACUUCAUUCAUCAGAGCAGUGGAACUUGGUGGAAAGGGUUAUGCUCCAUCUGAAAGUGAUCCUUUAAGAAAACACAUUAAAGGUCUAUCACAGUUUGUUCACUUUAUUGACAGAUUGGAAGAGAUACUUGGAGAAACUCACAGUACAAGAAAUGCUGCAGAGCGAAUCCUUUCUGCGAUAAAGAUGCAUCUGAUAAAAGGAAGGGGCAGCGGGGAUUCUUUUAGUGAAGCUGUAAUGGAAGUGGAACAGGACUUGGAUUUGAGAAUCAAAAACCUGCUUAAUGUGUCAAGUGAGAAUGAGUGCUCUAUGGGCAUAAGCCCGGCACGGCCUAGAAUUCGUGCAAUAAACCGUGGUACAGCGAUAUGUGGUAGAGAGACCAUGAAAACACUGCUGAUGCUUUUGGAUGAAGAAGCUGCCAAUUUUCCCAGCAAAAACAAAGCAGAGCUGUUGUAUUCGGAUGAAGAGAGCACCAUAUUUGGAGCAAUUUCACUUUUAUGCCUUUUUAGAUCUCCUGAACAGCGUAGCGGAUCAUCUCCCAAACCUUUAAACCAACGUGUUCAGAAGGGCAUGGACAAAAACAAACCCAAGCUGAAGCAAAAUCUGAUUAAAUCUCAGUUCUCAUGCACUUAUAAAGAUGAUGCCGCAACCCAAAUCAAGCCAUUUGCUUUCCCUAGUAUGAGUCAAGUUCCAAGCUGUAUUCACCCAGCACCAAAGAUUGUUCCAGUUCUCUGCUUUAAUGAGGAUGAUGUACCAACUGGUGAUGUGUUAAAAGUAAAAACUGGAUUAGAGGUAAAUUCAGGAAAUCGGGACCUCAGUGUUGGGAAAUCAAAGUCCACUAAGGACCCUGUACGGAAAAGUACAAAAAGAAAGCAGUUUGACGAUGGUGAAAAUCAACAGAUCCUUGACAAUGAACACCCACAAAAGAGAACCAUGCUGUCAACUAAACCAAAGGAGAAGGCAAGCACAGCUAGAAAGAACAGCAAAUCUGCUGCAAAAAAACAGAUAGUUGGUCAAGCUAAGCUUACCAGCUUUUUCCGUGUGUAGUUUCUGUUGAAAAUUCUGUAUAAAUUCUGUUUUGUAACUUAGAAAUAUGAUGUUUUAUAUAAGACAUGGUUAUUGGAUGUUAUUUAUUUGCUUCUUUGGUUUCCCUUUUUUUAUUUUAAA